UUUGUUUUGUAGCUUAAGAGGCUACGAGAAGAGAGUGGGAAAGGAGAGAAGGGUGGUGGUGGUGGGGGCAAGGGUGUUGAACCAAAAGUUUUGAUCAAAGAGGGAGAGAGAGAGAGAGAGAGAGAGAGAGAGAGAGAGAGAAGAAGAAGCACUGUGAUGAUGGUUGGCUUUUUGUGUUUGUGUAGCUGCUGUGGCUGCCAAAGAUGAGGAACAAGUUAUCUUUUAGAAGGGUGGUCUUUUGGGUUUGGUUGGGUAGUUUGUGUGAUAUGUGGGGUUGUUCUUUCAGGAUAUAGUGUCACUCAUGCACUGAACUUUGUGUUUCUUGUCGUGGCCACCCCAUGUUAGAUUCUUCUUACUUGGCAGAGCCAGACAUACAUGCCUUCUGAUUUCAGAUCUCUUUGAUUACCUCUGACUCUUUGCCUCUACCACUUUCCUUUCUUGUUAUCUGCUUCUACUUGUUUUACUCUGCUUCUCACUCAAUCCACUUUGCUUUCUCCAAUAUUUAUUGCGGGAAAGAGAAGAAGAACAAUUCAAGGUCUGGUGCUGAGCUUUAAAGGAGGGACAAAGCUGCAACGUGGCUAGCAAAGGAAAAGGUGUAGCUCUUGGUGUCAAAAUAAGUUAUUGGAACCAACAAAGAGAGAAGAAAAUGAACCAAAUAUCUAGAAUCAAAAACAUAAUUUAUCGUGGUUGGGGCGGUGGUGUCAGUUUUGAGCAAGUGGGGUUGUCUCUGAUUUUGUCUUUGAGGAAUUGUUUUUAUGUUUGAGAUAGUCUGUUUCUGUUAGCAAUGUCUCCUAACAUGGCCAUUCUUUUCUGAGGUACUUGGACUGUUACCAUUGCAAGGUAGAGCAACAUAGGGAAAAAAGGAGCAGAAUAGUCAUUUCCUUUGGGGAAGAUGAAGUUUAUGAAACUUGGAUCUAAACCAGAUUCUUUUCAGAAUGAUGGUGAUAAUAUCAGGUAUGUGGCAACUGAGUUGGCAACUGACAUAGUAGUUAAUGUUGGAAAUGUCAAAUUUUAUCUCCAUAAGUUUCCUCUUUUGUCAAAAAGUGCACGCAUCCAAAAGGUGGUUACAAACUCUAGUGAGGAAAACAAUGAUGAAGUCCAUAUCCAAGACAUUCCUGGCGGACCUGCUGCUUUUGAAAUAUGUGCCAAGUUCUGUUAUGGUAUGACAGUCACUCUUAAUGCAUACAAUGUGGUUGCAGCUCGCUGUGCAGCAGAAUAUCUUGAGAUGCAUGAAACUGUUGAGAAAGGCAAUCUUAUAUAUAAGAUUGAAGUCUUCCUCAACUCGAGCAUUUUCAGGAGUUGGAAGGACUCGAUUAUUGUUCUUCAAACUACCAAGUCCCUUCUUCCAUGGUCUGAGGAACUUAAAGUAGUGAGCCAUGCCAUUGACUCUGUAGCUACCAAGGCUUCAAUGGAUACAUCAAAGGUGGAGUGGUCAUAUACCUAUAACAGGAAAAAACUACCAUCUGAAAAUAGUAAUGAUCCUCAGUUCAAUAGUGUUAGGAAACAGCAAUUGGUUCCAAAGGACUGGUGGGUGGAGGACCUCUGUGAGCUCCACCUUGAUCUGUAUGAACGGAUUAUAACAACAAUUAUAACCAAAGGCAAUGUUUCUGGUGCUGUAAUUGGAGAAUCUCUAAAUGCUUAUGCCUCAAGAAGGAUGCCUGGCUUCACCAAGGGUGUGAUCCAGGGCGGAGAUACUGUCAAGAAUAGAUUAUUAUUGGAGACCAUAAUUCGAUUAUUACCCAUGGACGUGGGCAGUGUCUCUUUCAGUUUCUUGGUGAAGUUGCUAAGGGUUGCUAUUCUGUUGGAAUGUGAAGAGUUAGAGAGAUCUGAACUGAUUAGAAGAAUAGGUAUGUGCCUUGAAGAGGCCAAGGUGUCUGAUUUAUUAAUUCGGGCACCAGAUGGUGAGACAAUUUUUGAUGUUGAUAUUGUGCAAAGGCUAGUAGAAGAGUUUGUAGCAUGUGAUCAACAUGUUCAGUUGGAUUCUCUGUUGGAAGAUGAAUUUCAAGAGAUCAGAAGCCCCGGGAUUGUAUCGGACACUUCAAAGGCUAAGGUGGCAAAACUGGUCGAUGGCUACCUUGCUGAGAUUGCACGUGAUCCAAAUUUACCUCUUUCAAAUUUUGUUAAUCUUGCUGAACUAGUAUCAAGCUUUCCUAGGACAUCUCACGAUGGCCUUUAUCGUGCCAUUGACAUGUAUUUAAAGGAGCAUCCUGGAAUUAGUAAGAGUGAAAGGAAAAAAAUAUGUAGGUUGAUGAACUGCAAGAAGUUGUCUGCAGAGGCUUGCAUGCAUGCUGUGCAGAACGAGCGGCUUCCCAUGCGUGUUGUUGUGCAGGUUCUCUUCUUUGAGCAGCUGAGAGCUACAGCAUCUUCAGGAGGCAACAACACACCAGAACAUUCCGGGUCGAUCAGGGCCUUACUUCCUGGUGGAUCACAUGGGAGCUCAAGGUCUACUAUUACAAACACAGAAGAGGAAUGGGAUGCUGUGGGAACAGUUGAAGACAUAAAAUCUCUGAAAGGGGAACUUGAUGCACUAAAAUUAUCAGGUGGAAACAACAAUAAUUGUGGUAAAGGCAACGCUGAGAAUGUUGCUGCUAGUAAAAUGAAAGGUCUCAUCUCAAAGAAGAUAAUGUCAAAGAUUUGGUCAAGCAAAGAAAGAAGUGGUGAGCUAACUAGUUCUGAUACAUCAGAAAGUCCUGCUUCCACUGUUGUAGAGGAAACAAAAUCUACCCCAUCUAGAAGCAGGAGGCAUUCGGUAUCUUAGACAAUGUUCUGCAUACUUAUAGAGCUCCAUUUAGUUAUUGUAUAAUCAUCUCACUCAAGUAGCAUCAGGAGUUAGAGGAUACUGACAUCUUCCACCUGAUAGAUACUUCAAUCAGGUCAACGUAAGUGUGAGCAAA
This is a messenger RNA of Vigna umbellata (rice bean), 2894 nucleotides long. RefSeq names its product phototropic-responsive NPH3 family protein NPY4-like. Gene Ontology annotation, molecular function: protein binding. The record is from RefSeq and is a predicted model, not a curated record. Lineage: Eukaryota; Viridiplantae; Streptophyta; Magnoliopsida; Fabales; Fabaceae.